Mobula hypostoma (lesser devil ray) is the source of this 5229-nucleotide messenger RNA. RefSeq names its product IgLON family member 5 (gene iglon5). Gene Ontology annotation, molecular function: axon guidance receptor activity. The transcript is spliced from 4 exons. Gene Ontology annotation, cellular component: neuronal cell body; axon; plasma membrane. Lineage: Eukaryota; Metazoa; Chordata; Chondrichthyes; Myliobatiformes; Myliobatidae. The record is from RefSeq and is a predicted model, not a curated record. Gene Ontology annotation, biological process: homophilic cell-cell adhesion; synapse organization. Bases 74 to 544 code for a protein of 156 amino acids.
GCACCCCAUCACGGGCUGAUGAUCUCUCCUUCACGCAGGGGAGCAGUUUCAGAGCGAGGGGGAGUAUCUGGAGAUGGCGGCUGUCAGCCGGUAUCAGGCCGGACAAUACGAGUGCAGUAGUUCCAACGGACUUGGGACACCUGACUCCCACCGUGUCCACCUCACCGUCAACUAUGCCCCGGAGAUCACAGAUGUGAGGAACGUGACGGGCAGGAAAGGUCAACCUGCAGUUCUGCGCUGUGAGGCUCACUCUGUACCUGCUGCCGACUUCCAGUGGUACAAGGAGGAGAAGAGGCUCUCGGGAGGAAUCGAAGGUUUACGAAUCCAGAAAGAUCGGACGAGAUCGCUACUGAUGUUCCUCAAUGUGUCCCAGGAGAGUUAUGGGAAUUACACGUGCUUCGCCUCGAACCGGCUGGGGGGAAUGAGUGCCAGUAUGUUCCUCCAUGGUGGACACCCCUCCCACGGACUCCGGGCUGCCCUGUCGAGGGGUCUCUGGAUCUACCUCGGAGCCCUCGGCCUUAUCAUCACCCUCGGCAGUGAUUAGGCUGAGGGCGAGGAGUGGGACGGGUGGGGGGGGGCUGAGUUCUGGAAAGGGGUCCAAUCUGCUGGCAAGGCCAGGGGUUGUGAAUGGGCCCUGACCCGUCACUGAGUGUGUGGGACCUCGGCCUCCUCCCUUCACUCCCUCCCUGAGGAGAUAGUGCUGGGGGUGCAUUGGUUUUUCCCCAUCCCCGCAUCACCAGUGCAUGAUGGGAGUUGUUGCCCCCCCUCCCCCACUAUCCUGAACCCCCAUUAAUGCCCUCAGUGUCAGCUACUGGCCUGCUAUCUCACAUUCACUCCGUGGGCCAAUCGCCAUGACACUGGGGGGGGGGCAGCUCUGGCCUUCAUUUUCAGCCUGUGAAUCAAGUUCAGCCAUUGGCUGCUGUGGGAAGGGGCCUCAGAACUGAUCUGUUGUCAUGGAGCUUGCACGGCCUACGGUGGAUACCAGGCCCCUGCUCAUUUCCAUCAUGAUUGCCUUCCUCUUGAAGAGCACCACUGAGAUGGCUAGUAGCUGUGGUGAUUUACCACCAGUUGGUGACAUGGCCUGGAGAGCAGCCUGAGGUCUGUUUUGUUUGUAUGGUGCCUGCCCAUUGUAACAAAGGAGGGAUCCCUGAACCACUGGUGAAUUAGCAACAGAGCCCGAAGCCUGUUUAGUUGCCAUGACGAUUUUAGUCCAGGUGUUUGCAUGCCAGAGUGGAAGCCAAGGCUUGACCCAUUUUCACAGUGACCAACCUCCCAACAACGGGACGGUGGGGAGCUAACAGUACCUGAGUGGGUGCUUCUGAGCACACGGGGUGGAGAAAGUCUAAAUUUCCCGGUUAUUCCCAAAAAUCCUGCCCUUGUCUUCCAAAACCUGAGGCUGUGGAGGGAGAUCCCCAGGCACUGGUCCUACCUCUCCCCACCCUUGGCUGUGGAAGGACCGGGAUGAGAAACUCCCACCCCCACACCAUUGCCCCUCCAACCCUGCCUGCUCCUGGGACAUAAGACUCCAGGCCAAACCAUUAAUUCCUGUGUCUUCCAGCGUUCAAAGGUGAAAGAUCGGUGUUUGUACAAUGUUACCUGCUAAUAGGUCUCUCCGCUCUCUCUCUGUGCGCCUGUGCCAUGGUCCUUGGUCAACCUUGGAUGUCUUCACCUCCAAUCACCUCAACUGGGCAAAUGUACACUUCCCCCUCCUGGUACCCUGGGCAUGGACCCCAUCCUGAAUCGGGUACCCUGGGCACAGACCCUGUCCUGAAUCAGGGAAGGGUGGGGCUGGGCUUCCACCCUGUGGUGAGAAAAAUCAGACUAGAAAAGGAAGGGAGGGAUGGAGGGACAGUGUCAAAGUCAAACCGCGUGGAAACAGGCCCUUCAGCCCAUCUCAUUCAUUCUAACGGAACCCAACAGACUAAUCCCAUUAUUUAGAACAUAGAACAAUACAGCACAAUAUAGGCUCUCUAAUCCCAUUACUUAGAAUAUAGAACAGUACAGCACAAUAUAGGCUCUCUAAGGUCAAUCGAACACUUCCCUCGCACAUAGCCCUUUCAUCAUGUGCCUUGUAAGAGUCUCUGAAAUGUCCCUAAUGUAUCUGCCUUUACCACCACCCUUGGCAGCACGCUCCAUAUACCCACCACUCUGUGUAAAACAAACUUGCCUUUACCAUAACCGCAUCCCCCCCCCAUACUUUUCUGCAAUUACCUUAAAGUUAUGCCACCUCAUUUCAGCCAUUUUUGCCCUGGGGAAAAAUUUUGGCUGUCCACUGAAUCUAUGCCUCAUAACAUCUUGUACACCUCUAUCAAGUCACCACUCAUGCUCCUUUGUUCCAAAGAGAAAAGCCCUAGCUCACUCUACCUCUUCUCAUGAGACAUAUUCUCCAAUCCAGGCAGCAUCCUUGUAAAUCUCCUCAACCUUCCUAUGAUUUGCCAAAAUCUUUCCUGUCCAUCAAUAUGUCCAACGCGAUUGUUGUAUCUGCCUGUACCACUUCCUCUGACAGCUUGUUCCAUAGACCCACCCUCGGUGAAAGACCUGCCCCUCAGGUUCCCUUUAAAUCUCUCCUCUCAAAUUAAACCUGCACCCUCUAGUUCUUGAUUCCCAACCCUGGGGAAAAGACUGCGCAUUCACUGUCUAUGCCCCUCAUGAUUUGAUACACCUCUAUAAGUUUACCCCUUGGUCUCUCCUAUACUUGAAGGAGCAAAGUCCCAACCUGUCUGACCUCUCCCUUGAUCGGGUCCUAUCAACAUCCUUGUGAACCUCUCAAGCUUAUUGGCGUCUUUCCUAUGACCAAGCAACCAAAACUGAACAAGGACAGUCUCACUGGUGUCUUGCAUGAUAUAGGAUAAGAGCUAUUUCCUUCUCAACUCCUUUCUCCUGCAUUCUUCCCAAAACCCUUAAUCCCCUCACUAAUCAAGAAACCUAUCAAACUCCAUUUUAAAUAUACCCAAUGACUUGACCUUCACAGCCAUCAGCAAUGAUUUCUACAGAUUCACCACCCUCUGACUGAAGAAAUUCCUCCUCAACACUUCUAAAGGGAUGUCUUUCUUUUCAUUUUGGCCCAAAAUGGUGACUGUACUCUUCCUGGAUGCUGCCUGGCCUGCUGAGUAUCUCCAGCAUUGUGUGUGCUGCUCAGGUUCCCAGCAUCUGCAGAUUUUUUGUUGUUUGUGAUCCUUCUAUUCUGAUGUUGCACUCUUUGGUCAUUGACUCUCCCACUAUGGAAACAUCCUCUUCAUAUCCAAUAUUCCGUAGUUUUCAAUGAGAUUCCCCUUUAUUCUUCUGAACUCCAGCAAGUAGAGGCCCAGAGCCAUCAAACACUCCUCGUGUGUUAAGUCCUUCAUUUCCAAUAUCACUCUGAUAAACCUCUGUAUUCUCUCCAAAGCCAGUAAGAAGUCCAAAACUGCUCACAAUACUUUGAAGUGCAGUCUCACCAACGUCUUGGACAGCUGCAACAUAAUGUACUCAGUUCCAUGUCCGAUGAAGCUUAGUGCACCAAAUGCCUUCUUCACCACCCUGUGUCCCCAUGUCACUGUUCCCCAUAGUCCCUCUGUUCCACAGCACUCCCCAGGUCCUGCUAUUCAUAUUGAAUCCCCUGUCAUUGAAACUAUGACACCUCGCUCUUCUCCGAAUUGAAAGCCAACAUUCCCCCCUCUGAUCUCUGUCCUGACACACAUCUCUGCAAGUGGAACAAGUGCUACACCUACCCCUUCCAGAUGAGGUAACACUUCACCUGCAUGUCUGUCGGGGUCAUCUACUGUAUCCGGUGCUCCUGCCGUGGCCUCUACAUCAGUGAGACACAAUGUAGAUUGAGGGACCAUUUUGUUGAGCACUUCUGCUCCAUUUAAAAAAAGCAGGAUUUCCUGCUGCCAACUAUUUGCACUACCAAUUCUCAUUCCGACCUGUCGGUCCAUGUCUUCCUCCACAGCCAUGAUGAGGUCUCUCUCAGGACGAAAGAGUAAUACCUCAUAAUGUAUCUGGGUAGCCUCCAACCUGAUGGCAUGAACAUUGAUUUAAUGCUUCCGGUAAUUUCUCCUCCAUCCCCUUCUCCUUUUCCAUUCUGGCUCCCUUACCUAUUCUCUUCAACUUCCCAUUACCACCCUAUGGAUUGCCUCCUCCUUUCCUUUUUCCCCAUGGUCUACUCUUCUCUCCUUCUUCUUCAGCCCUUCCACCUAUCACCUCCCAACUGCUCACAUCAAUCUCCCUCCUCUACCCACCUUCCUUCCCUUUCACCUGGUCUCACCUAACACUUUCCAGCUCAUAAUCCUUAACCUCCCCCACCCCCAUCUACUUAUUCUGGCUUCUGUCCCCCUCUUUUUCAUUCCUGAUGAAGGUUCUUGGCCCAGAACAUCGCCUGUUUAUUCCCUUCCAUUGAUGCUGCCUAACCGGCUGAGUUCCUCCAGCACUGUGUGUGUGUUACCAAUCUUCAGCCCACAUCGCUGGGGUUUCUGGCUGCGAGAUAUUGUCCAUGGACUGUGAUUGGUGGGGACGGAGGGUGGGAAUGUUCCUCUAGGAUCUCUGUCUUUAGAGCUGCCUUGGGCAGUUUACUUCCACUUGCCUGAAUUGUUCUGGCCCAGGAAACGGUUCUUCAAGGAAUGUCUCAGCAUGUACAAGGUUUAGCAGAAGUUGGUGAGGAGGGAGGGGUGUGGGGAGGAUAGGGAGGCAGUGAAGAUUCAGGGGAAGGGAGGCAACUGCAGGAGGGGCGGUGAGGUGGAGACACUUCCCUCAUCCUCUGUCUGUCUCACUGGCUCCCCCUCACUCUCCCUCUCUCUCUUUAUCACCCCCCACUUCUGCCUCGCCUCCCCUUUCUCUUUCACACACUUGGCUCUCCUCCCCCACUAUCCCCGUUUUGCCUUCCCAUCACACUCCCUCACUUCCCCCUUUCUCUCGCUCCCUCCCCCACCCUCUCACUCUUCGUCUCUUUCUCUAUCCCUCUCCUUCCUUCUCCCUAUCUGAUAACCUAGUUUUGGCAUUCACCCCACAUAAAUAUCUAUAUCCUCGAAGCGGGGCAGACAUCAGCAGCCCACGCGGGAUCAGAACGGAACACAAUGAGUCAAAUGGCCCGAGUGGGACAAGAUCGAAGCCUUUGCCUGUGGUGCAACUGAGCGCACAGGGAGAGAUGUGAGAUGUGUUCUUGCAUGUUUGUGAAUCACCAUUUUGUAAUGAAUGAAAUGGAUUGUAGUGUUGUCCGCACUCUACCCGAACGCACUGUGUAGUCAUUCUUUACAA